GGGGCCGAGGAGGCGGGAGAGUGAGGGAAAGGCUGGAAGACGAGGAUUGACCAGAGAAGGCCUCACUCAGGAUUUAUGUUUGAGCAGAGCCCUAAAAGAGAAGAGAGAGCAAAUCAUGAGGAUGUAUGGCAGAACAGCAAGUGCAAAGGCCCAGGUGACCAGAGCGUCAGUCCUGGGAUGCGUCCUCGGUGAGAAGGCUGCUGCAUGAUGGCAGUGUUUGAUACUCCGGAGGAGGCCUUUGGCGUUUUACGUCCGGUCUGUGUCCAGCUCACGAAGACGCAGACGGUGGAGAGCGUGGAGCAGCUACAGGCACAGUUACGAGCUGUGAGCGACUCUGCCCUUCAGGAGCUCCAGCAGUACGUCCUCUUCCCUCUGCGAUUCGCCCUGAAGACCCCAGGCCCCAAGAGGGAGUGCCUGACCCAGAGCGUGGUGGAAUGCCUCACGUUCGUCCUCUCUUCCACGUGUGUCAAGGAACAAGAACUUCUCCAGGAGCUCUUUGCGGAGCUCUCUGCCUGUCUGUAUUCGCCCAACUCCCAAAAACCCUCGGCUGUGUCCGAGGAGUUGAAAUUGGCCGUGAUCCGGGGCCUCAGCACGCUAAUGCACUCGGCUUAUGGGGACAUCAUUCUGGCCUUUUAUGAACCCUCCAUUCUGCCUCGUUUAGGAUUUGCUGUGUCUUUACUGUUGGAUCUAGCAGAACGGGAGAAAUCAAAGCAAAUUAAGAUCGCUGCCUUAAAAUGUUUACAGGUUCUACUCCUUCAGUGCGACUGUCAGGACCACCCAAGGGCCUUGGAUGAACUUGAGCAAAAGCAGCUGGGGGACUUGUUUGCUUCUUUUUUACCCGGAAUCUCAAUGGCGCUGACCAGGAUCAUCACAGGAGACUUCAAACAGGGGCACAGCAUCGUCAUGUCUUCCCUAAAGAUCUUUUUCAAGAUGGUGAGUUUCAUUAUGGCUGAUGAGCAGCUCGAAAGAAUCCCACAGGUCCAGCCGAAGCCUGCAGUGGGGCACAGGGUGGCAGAGCUGGUGGUUCACAGGGAGGCCAAGUGGGUAAAAAAUACCAGUGACAAAUUGACUCUCCUUAUUAAAAAGAUAGUCGAGUGUGUUGCAGUCCACCCACACUGGAAGGCGAGGCUGGCGCUGAUCGAGCUUGUCGAGGCCCUUCUUCUGAAGUGCAGCGGGUCGCUGGUCAGUUCGGCCGGACCCCUUCUGAAGGCUUUGGUGGGUCUAGUAAAUGAUGAGAGUCCUGAAGUCCAAGCCCAGUGCAGUAGAGUGCUGAGACAUUUCGCAGACCAGAAGGUAGUGGUAGGCAACAGAGCCUUCGCCGACAUCCUGUCAGAGAGCCUGCACGCCCUUGCCACGUCUCUUCCCCGCCUCAUGAGCGCCCAGGAUGAUCAGGGCAAAUUCUCCACUCUCUCCGUGUUACUCGGCUAUCUGAAACUCUUGGGCCCCAAAGUGAACUUCGUCCUCAACUCUGCGGCCCAUCUUCAGCGCCUUUCCAAAGCACUUAUCCAAGUGCUAGAAUUGGACGUAACUGACCUCAAAAUCGUGGAAGCGCGGCGCUGGAAUUCGGAUGGUCUGAGUGCUUCUCCAGAGCCCAUGGCCGUGCAGCCAUGGAGUCGGAUGCAGAAGAGAUACUUCCGCUUCUUCACCGACGAGAGGCUCUUCCUGCUUGUGCAGCAGGUGUGCCGGCUUCUCGGUUUUUAUGGGGACCUCUAUUUGCUCAUAGAUCACUUCCUGGAGCUGUACCACGAGUCUGUGGUUUACCGGAAGCAAGCUGCCAUGAUCCUGAAUGAACUGGUUGCAGGGGCUGCUGGGCUGGAGGUGGAGAAUCUUCAUGACAAACACAUUAAACCAAGCCCCAAGGAACUGAGAGAGAUCGUGACAUCCAUCCUUGAAGAAUACACAAGCCAGGAAAACUGGUAUUUGAUCACUUGUAUCGAAUCUGAAGAAGUGGGAGAGGAGCUAACGAUGAAACAGUCAGGCCUCCAGGCCAUCGCGUCUGGUGCCCACACCUACCAAGGCGCAUCUUUUCCAGCCUUCUCAAAGCCAAGUGCUACUAUUUGCUCCAUGAACAGCAACAUCUGGCAGAUAUGCAUCCAAUUGGAAGGGAUCGGGCGCUUUGCGUGUGCCCUAGGAAAAGACUUCCGUUUGCUCUUGAUGUCAGCCCUCUAUCCAGUCCUGGAGAAGGCUGGAGACCAAACCCUGCUCAUUAGUCAGGCAGCCACCAGUGCCAUGAUGGACAUUUGCCACGCUUGUGGCUACGACUCUCUGCAGCACCUGAUCAGUCAAAAUUCGGACUAUUUGGUGAAUGGGAUCUCUUUAAAUCUGCGUCAUCUGUCUCUGCACCCCCAGACCCCAAAGGUCCUAGAAGUCAUGCUGUGGAACUCAGAUGCCAGCCUGCUUCCUUUGGUGGCAGAUGUGGUGCAGGAUGUCUUGGCCACAUUGGACCAGUUUUAUGAUAAGAGAGCUACUUCCUUUGUCAGCGUCCUGCACGCCCUGCUGGCAGCCUUAGCCCAGUGGUUCCCAGAUACAGAUGAUCUCGGGCAACUCCAAGAGCAAAGUGCAGGGGAGGAGGGAAGUCAUUUGAGCCAGACACCAGCAAUUCCUGAGAAAGGACUCGAGAAUACUACCACAGCGGAAGACAUUGAGCAAUUUUUGCUGAGCUACCUCAGAGAAAAGGAUGUGGCGGAUGGAAAUGUCUCAGAUUUUGAUCAUGAAGAAGAGGAGCAGUCAGACCCUCCCAGAGAGGACGAGAGCGACACCGGUCCUGACAUCGAGCCACCACUGCCAGUGCAGGUCCAGAUAGCCACAGAUGUGAUGGAGCGCUGCAUCCACUUGUUGUCCGAUAAGAAUCUGAAAAUCCGCUUGAAGGUCCUGGACGUGCUGGAUUUGUGUAUAGUUGUUCUGCAGUCCCGCAAGAACCAGCUCCUGCCCUUGGCUCACCGGGCCUGGCCCCCACUCGUGCACCGCCUCACCAAUGACGACCCCCUGGCGGUGCUCAGAGCCUUCAAGGUCCUGCGGACCCUGGGAGGCACGUGUGGCGAUUUCCUACGGAACCGGUUCUGCAAAGAUGUCCUGCCCAAGCUGGCCGGCUCCCUCGUCAGCCAGGCUCCUGUCAGCGCCAGGGCUGGGCCGGUUUACUCCCACACGCUGGCCUUCAAGCUGCAGCUGGCCGUGCUGCAGGGCCUGGGCCCCCUCUGCGAGAGCCUGGACCUAGGUGAGGGUGACCUGAAUAAAGUGGCUGAUGCCUGCUUGAUUUACCUCAGUGCCAAACAGCCCGUGAAAUUACAAGAGGCUGCCAGGAGCGUUUUCAUCCGCUUGAUGAGGGUGGACCCGGACUCCACCUGGUUUCUCCUGAACGAACUUUACUGCCCGGAGCAGUUCACACCUCCCCACCCCAGGCUCCACCCCGUGCAGCUGCGGGGGACCACGGGGCAGGGCAGCCCCUAUGCGGCCAACGUGCUCCGCCUGCUCCAGGAGCUUCAGUGACCCCCCUCACACACAGACACACCCCGGUACAGCAGCAGCCCCGGACCCCACCCUGGCCCGAGGCGGUGGCACGGCAGCAGAGAAGACUACCAAGGUGGAUUAGACAGCCGAUCGAUUUAUAAAUUGAUCGAUCACACAACUGCUUAGAAAUUGGAUUGAAGGAGAGUUAGCUGUUAUUUAUUUAUAUUUCAUAUCUGGUGUUUUCAAAUGACAUUGUCUGGCAGCUCGAAGGGCUUAACUCCUUCGCUUACCAUCUCCGAGGCCCCGGCUGCCUCCUAGGCUGUCCCCGCCCCCACCCGUCCCACCGUUCCACAUCGGAGAGCCUCAGGACACAUGGAGGGAGGCCUCUGCUACGCACCGCACCGGGGUGUCCCCCGGGCACCUGACAACCAUGUAGGAGUGCCACGCGUCCGAGCCUUCAGAGCACAGCCCUGCAUCACAGACUCAUGCGCGCCCUCUCCUCCAAUGAUGAGCUAGAGCCGACUCACUGUACCUAACUUGUUAUUUGGAAGAAAAUGAAAUAAAGGAAAUUCUCAGAUGAAAAGUA
Messenger RNA from Suricata suricatta (meerkat), 4033 nucleotides. It is a transcript of the gene TTI1, whose product is annotated as TELO2 interacting protein 1. Gene Ontology annotation, cellular component: cytoplasm. The transcript is spliced from 9 exons. Gene Ontology annotation, biological process: chromatin remodeling. The coding region runs from base 205 to 3486 and encodes 1093 amino acids. The record is from RefSeq and is a predicted model, not a curated record. NCBI's taxonomy places the organism in Eukaryota, Metazoa, Chordata, Mammalia, Carnivora, Herpestidae.